Bombyx mandarina (wild silkworm) is the source of this 2390-nucleotide messenger RNA. RefSeq names its product isoprenylcysteine carboxylmethyltransferase ste14 (gene ste14). Gene Ontology annotation, biological process: C-terminal protein methylation. Gene Ontology annotation, molecular function: protein C-terminal S-isoprenylcysteine carboxyl O-methyltransferase activity. NCBI's taxonomy places the organism in Eukaryota, Metazoa, Arthropoda, Insecta, Lepidoptera, Bombycidae. The record is from RefSeq and is a predicted model, not a curated record. Gene Ontology annotation, cellular component: endoplasmic reticulum; membrane.
UAAAUAUUUGAAGGAACCAACAAAAAGUAUAAAAUAUAUAUUAUUGAUUGUUAGACUUCAAUAGUUUUGUAUUGUUAAUUUGAUUUUUAUUUUAAUUCACCCACUCAAGUCAUGAACAAUAAAUUGUCAUCGUAUCUGUGACCGUAAUGAAUAUUUGUGAUGAAUUGUGAAUAAGUAUAUGAAAAUAAAAAAUGUAGCCUAUAUUGAUUACAUAUAUCGCGGAAAUACACAAAUCAGUUUUAAACAAUAAUCUUGAAAAUUACUCUCGACUACAGGCAUCCUUUAUAAUGGAUGUUUUAACAAUGAAAAACAUAUGCCCCGCCGGAAAACAAGCGAUAAUAUGGUUUAUGCUAACCGUUUGUAUAUUUUUCAUAUCAUUCUUUUCUGGAAGCCUUUUAGGAUUCACAUCUGAGAUCUGGGCACUUACUUAUUGGGGUCCCUCAUUAUAUUUCUGUUUGUUGAAUUUUAUUUUAAGAUAUGCCUAUAAAGGAUUUUUAUAUGAGGUGUCAAUACGAGCAGCAUUCCUCGGAGCAGUAUUCACAAUAGGCCUCUAUUUAUCGACAUUUGAAGAUGGCAUUAAGGUUUUCGGUCUCUACACCAUGGUGCUGUCGAUGUUCCAUUUUUCUGAGUUCAUGAGUGUAGCCCUUACAAACCCUAGGACAUUAACAAUUGAUUCAUAUAUAUUGAAUCACAGUGUGCAGUAUGGAGUUGCAGCGGUCACUAGUUGGAUUGAAUGGGCCAUUGAAUAUUAUUUCUUUCCGGGGAUGAAGACUUAUUUCUGGUUGUCGAGCAUAGGUGUAAUAAUGUGUAUAGGGGGAGAAAUAUUAAGAAAAUCAGCUAUGUUCACAGCCAAAACUAACUUCAACCACACAGUACAAUUCGUAAAGAGAGUGGAUCAUCGGCUAGUGACGCACGGGGUGUACUCUCUCUGUAGACAUCCAAGCUAUGUAGGAUGGUUCUAUUGGUCAGUCGGUACUCAGUUUAUCCUCCUGAAUCCUUUUUGCCUGAUCAUCUACACGCUAGCCUCGUGGAUGUUCUUUAGGGAAAGAGUUUAUGCUGAGGAAUUGACACUAUUGACAUUCUUUGGUCCCGCCUAUGAAGUCUACCAAAGCAAAGUCAGUACAGGCCUUCCGUUCAUCCAGGGCUAUGUACCAGAGAACACAGGACAGUUUGUCAAAGAAGACCAUUGGAGUUACUGAGCUAUAUUUAUCUCAAGAUUCUCAUCUCUGAUUUUGACGUCGGCAUCGCGCUUGAUGACCAACGAACAAGUGAUAAAAUUCCAGAUAUCAAUCAAACAACACAUCAAUUUGAAUAGUAAUCAAUUAAUUUAAGUACUUAACUUAUUUACUUUUAAUGAUAAUAUGAUAGGUAAUAUAUGAACGAAAUAAAGUACAACAAGAAAUGUAAUAAAUAGCUAAAAGCGAUAAUGAAGAAUAGUCAGUAAUAGAAAGCUUUUUAACAGCAAUAGCAGUGACCUACUGCAACCAAAAGAGAAACCAUUGCUUGAUGUAAUAAAUUAAAUAACACUGUGGUAGUUGGAAUAUUCUAAUUUUCAAUGUAUUAUGAUGAAACCAUAGCUUAUAACUAUAGAUUCUCAAGCAAUGUGUGUUCAGUGAAAAAUAUUUCUAAAGUGGCUUAUUUCGUUACACCGGAACAACCGUUAUUAUUAAAAUUUUCAACAAGACUUAUCAAGUUCUAAAGUUGUGCUUAUUAUGCAUAUUAUACGAGAAUACUCACACAACGCGGAACCAAUGAUCAUGUCAGCCAUGUCACAAAAGUAUAUCGCGAUUCAGAAAACUAGUACCGCCAUCUAUCAAGUGUAAACAAAAAAAAUGUUUUAACAGUCGUGACGGACCAACGUGCGAUCUCGUUGUGCAAUGAUUUAUAAACUUACUGGGGUAGCAAGGGGGCGUGUAAAUAGCCCUCCUGCGGCGGGAGCAUAUAAAGCGGGGGUAGAAAGGCGUGUAAAUAGCCGUCCUAAGCGGUAUGUGACAAAUGUUCGUCACUUAUAAUUAGCAGAGCGGUAAAACUAUAUUGCGGUAAACAAAAAGCUAGUAACUAAAGCUAAAGAUAGAAAAUUAAAUACAUAUAAGCGAGCGGGCGGGCGAAUGAUCACAUGGAAGCAACAAAAAUGGCAAUAAAUUAAAAGAACUUGCACUCACCAUAUUAUUUAUUACCGUCCUAUGUGCUUAGAGCGAGUUUUCUAACUUCUCGAUCGCCUAAAAGUUCUCAAAAUUGUAUGGAGUUGGAACAGCGCCCCUAGCGGCAAACAUAGGGAAGCUGUCUGGCUGCACUAACACAGAAGCUUAUAAAAUGCACCGGUCAUCGUUCUCGUAGAACCCGACGAAGCGACGAAGCGAAGCUUGCGACAAAGGGCUCGGCGAGUAAAU